Gossypium raimondii (Peruvian cotton) is the source of this 5469-nucleotide messenger RNA. RefSeq names its product protein MODIFIER OF SNC1 1. NCBI's taxonomy places the organism in Eukaryota, Viridiplantae, Streptophyta, Magnoliopsida, Malvales, Malvaceae. The record is from RefSeq and is a predicted model, not a curated record. The transcript is spliced from 10 exons. Gene Ontology annotation, biological process: epigenetic regulation of gene expression. The coding region runs from base 356 to 5107 and encodes 1583 amino acids.
AUCCCCAACUUCCUUUGUUGUCUCUCUCUCUCUCUCUCUCGCUCUCUCUUUUAUUCUUUUUUUUUUUUUUUCCAUUUUCUUCCGAUCUGAACCCCAUCUGCGGCUUUCACAGCAUCGUCGAUCUCCUCCAUAUUUUCCGAUAAUUUUUUUUCUCAUCUCGCGAUCUCACGAAACCCUUAGUUGUCGAUAUCUCUCUCUUUCUAUCUUAUUAUUGUUUUUUAAUUUUAAAUUAAGGACAAGGCUAUUUCUGUUUUCUCUCUCUUUAGGGUUUCGUUAAGGGACGACCCCCCAGUUUCCCAUCUUAUCUCUGAUGUUGAUCAGUCUGUUUGAAUGACCUUGCAACAAAAUCUGAACCAUGACAUCAAGUACUCUAUCUGGAGAACGGAGAUGGGCUUCUGCAAGGCGAAGUGGCAUGACUGUUUUGGGAAAAGUUGCUGUUCCAAAACCUAUAAACUUACCUAGUCAAAGGUUAGAAAAUCAUGGCCUGGAUCCUAAUGUGGAAAUUGUUCCCAAGGGCACCCUUAGUUGGGGCAGUAAAUCCUCGUCUUCAUCAAAUGCAUGGGGCUCCUCGACAUUGUCUCCAAAUACUGAUGGUGGUGGCAGUUCACCUAGCCAUCUAAGUGCUCGCCCUUCAUCUGGUGGCAGUGGCACACGACCUUCUACAGCAGGUAGUGACAGAGCACAUGAACCUGCUAAUGCACGUGGUUCUGAUUCUAGACCAUCGUCAUCUUCUGGACCAGUGGCUUCAAAUCAGACAUCACUUGCUUCUUUGCGUCCUCGAAGUGCUGAAACAAGACCUGGUAGCUCUCAGUUAUCACGGUUUGCUGAAGCUGUGCCAGAAUAUUCGGGGGCAUGGAAUGGAUCUGGGACAGCAGAAAAAUUGGGAAUGGCAUCUUCCAAGAAUGAUGGGUUUUCUCUCACUUCUGGAGACUUCCCUACUCUUGGGUCUGAAAAGGAUACCUCUGGAAAGAACGCAGAGUUGCAAGAGCAUGGUUCUCAAGGUCGCCCUGGUUCAUCCUCUGGAGUUGCACCAAUUAAAGAGAAAAUUGGGACUUCUGUUGUUGAUAUCUCUGGGAACGAAAAUCAAAAGAGUGGAGCUGCAAAUUUUUGGAGAAGAGAUAAUCCUCCAUAUAGUGAAGAUGGAGUCCGGCCUAGCAUGGAGAAGUGGCAUACAGAUCCCCGAGGACCCCAUCCAUACCCUAAUACUGCUAUUCCCCCCCAGCAUUAUGAUGCUUGGCAUGGUCCACCAAUUAACAAUCAUCCAGGUGGUGUCUGGUAUAGAGGACCUCCUGCAGGUCCUCCAUAUGGACCACCAGUUCCUCCUGGGGGCUUCCCUUUGGAGCCAUUUCCUUACUAUCGACCUCAGAUUCCUGGUAGUGCUCAUGCAAAUCCACGACCAGUUCCUCCUCCAGGAGCAGGGCCAAGGGGACCUCAUCCAAAAAAUGGAGAUAUGUAUAGAGGCCCUAUGCCUGAUGCUUUUGUCCGCCCAGGUAUGCCAAUUAGACCUGCAUUUUACCCUGGUCCAGUGGCCUAUGAGGGCUACUAUGGUCCUCCCAUGGGCUAUUGUAAUUUAAAUGAGCGAGAAAUGCCAUUUAUGGGGAUGCCUGCUGGUCCUGCUUAUAACCGGCAUCCAGGUCAAAGUGCUCCAGAUCCUGGUGGUUCCCAUGCCCGGCCCAGUGGCUUUGGUCCUCCUGGAAAAGCAUUGGUUGCAGAGCAUUUUGAAUCUGGCCAUCCAAAUGACAACCGAGGACCAUACAAGGUUCUUCUUAAGCAGCAUGAAGGCUGGGAAGGAAAGGAUGAAGAACACGGGUCAGAGGAUAAUGUGACCAGUGUAGUAGAGAAGGGUGAUCUAAAGAGAACAUCGUCAUGGGAAAAUGACUGGAAAGCAGAUCAGAGAAAGGAGGAAGAAGUGAUUAUGAGGACAGUUGUUGAAGAAAGUUCCACUCAGAUUUCUGAUCACCAUGCCAAAGUAAAGUCAUCUGAAGGUGUAAAAAAGGCUAGGGCAUAUGGCGACAUUUCAGUGAAGAAAAUGGAGCAUCCAGAAGACCCCGGUGCUGCAAAAGAUUCCAGCCUGAUCCAGAAAAUAGAGAGUUUAAAUGCAAAGUCUCGGGCCUCUGAUGGGCAUUAUGAGUCUGUUUGCAGAAUGGAGGAGCUGAAAAAUAAAUCACAAGUAGUUAAUGCAAAGGCGAAGCAUUUUGCAAAUGAAGUUGCUACUGGGUCUCGUGCUGUAUUUCAUGAUAGAGCGCUUGCUUCUGGAAUGACUUGUCCUACCUCUAAUGAAGUAGGUGUUUCAGCUGGAGAUAAGAGACUGGAUUUGCCAGCUGCUGGUGGAGCUGACAUGAACAGGAGAUCUACCCAUAGUAGGCAUGGUAGGACUGAUCAUCGAGGCAGGGGAAGAUUCAAUUCUGAAGAUGUUGAUGGAUGGAGAAAGAAACCUCCAUUUACAGAUUCUUCAAAUGUAAAGUCUGCCGCACAUUUUGAAAACCCUUCUGAAUCAAAUGUGCAAGACUACGUAUCAUUAGAAGCUUCAGACAAGUCUGGAUCAUAUCCCCAAGCAAGAGAUGAGGGUGAGUUGAUGCCACCUGUGUAUGAUCCAAGUGAUAGCGAAGCGCAGCGUUCCAUGAUGAGGGAACUUGCUAAGCAGCGUGCCAAACAACGUCAAAAAGAGGAGGAAGAGCGGGCUAGAGACCAGAAGGCUAAGGCUCUGGCUAAACUGGAAGAGUUGAACAGGCGUACACAAACAGCUGAAGGUUUUAAUCCGAAGUUGGAAUCUGUCCCAGAUGUUGCUGUCCAGAGUAAGCAGGAAGAAUCCAGAAUGCUUACUGAUGAAAUUCCCUCUAGCAGAUCUGAAAUAACAUCCUCGGUUUCUAGCCCAACUGUAGUUGCAGAUGUUGGUCAAAGCAGCACUGUGGAACUUGAAAAGCCAACUGUUUUGUCCAAUCAACAACCUUCAGUGUCAACAAAGAUUGCUCAUAAGGCAACUACAGAAAUCCAUAACUGUUCUUUGCCCUUGCAACAGAGAGUUAAUAAUGAUGAUGCUUCUCUCCAUAAUCACCCAAAAGCUAGCGAUGGUAGCACUUCAAAGCAGAAGCAUAUGGGCUAUUGGAAAAAGGAUCCUAACUCAUUGGAUAAGAGUUCCAGUGAGAAGUAUAUUUCGGCAGGUACAACUGAAUUGCCGAAUAUCCGUACAGAUGCAGUAGUUGAUGCGGGUCCAUCUGCUGAGGCUGUUGCAAAUGAAACUGACUCAAUCUCCGAGUCAAUUUCUACACAAUAUGUUGUGAAUGAGUCCACAAUGCUCCAGAAAAAGAAAAAUAGCAGGAGUGGCAAGAACAAACACAAAGUGGAGGAGGCAUCAUCUACUGCUCCUUUAUGGUCUGGGGUUUCAAAAGAAACGAAUCAUACGAGUUCUGUUGAGAGUUCGAAGCCAAAGUCUUCUGAAUCUAAGUUGGAUCCUCACUCAUUUCAGUCUCUGACUGAAUCAAAGGAUGGAAAUCAGUCUUCAGAGCAGGAUGUAGCUUUUCCUAAUGAAGAAGCCUAUGGUCAAUUGAAUAACCAGUGGAAAUCUCAGCAUUCUCGCAGGAUGCCACGAAAUCCACAGGCUUAUAAAUCUGCAGUCCAUGGUGAUGCUGUUGUCUGGGCACCUGUGCGGUCACAUGUCAAAGUUGAGGUUACUGAAGAGGUUAGCCAUAAGUUGGCAGUUGAGAAUGUUGCUUCACAGACAAAGAAUGAUGAUCAAGUGCAGAACAAUCCAAGAAAUAAGAGGGCUGAAAUAGAGAGAUACAUCCCAAAGCCCGUUGCAAAAGAAAUGGCUCAGCAAGUAAUUUCUCAGCAACCAGUAGCUCAUUCAGAUGAUCCGAAUGCAACAGAUGAGAUCGUGGGAAGAGCAGAUUCUGGGUCCUAUGGAAUUGAAUGUUCUCAACAUUCAGGAACAGCCACCAGGACAGUGGGGAACCCUACAGAGUCAAGGAAUGAUGGUAGGCAGGGAAGAGGACAUGGAUCUUGGCGGCAACGGGCCUCAGCUGAGGCAACUUUGCAAGGCUUGCAAGAUAGACAUUAUUCCACUCCAAGUAAAAAUGCUCAGAAAUCAACUGAGCAGAAGCAACCCCAGAAACCUGAUUUCAGCCUAGUGAAAGAGCAGCCCAAGUAUGAUGAAUGGAAUACUUCUGAUGGUUGGAACAUGCCUGAAAAUCCUGAUUCUACUGUACCACCUGUACCUGUUUCAAGAUAUCAGGGGAUGACAGGCAGAGGAAAGCGACAUCCAUUCAAGGGACAGAAGGGUGGGGGAAACAACUAUAAUUCUGAUCACAAGAAAACUAAUUAUGGUGAAGCUGAUAAACUUAACCCACAAUCUUCAGCCCCUGAGAUGGCUCAAUUAGGUUCACCUGCUGCAUCAAAAGAGAAUCGUGGUGGUGGGGACCGAUCGGCAUCUCAUUGGCAACCCAAAUCUUCACCCAUCAAUCAAAGAGGAAGCAGGCCUGAUAGUGAUCAAAAUGUUGGUGCUGAAAUUAGGACUAACAAAAAGGAUUCUGCUCCUCAGGCUAAGGUGUCGCAUCCAUCUCAACCAGAAAAACAAACCAGUAAAGGUGUGACUCUGCCUCCUAAAGAUCAUUGUGUCUCCGAAAAAGGUGUUGAAGAGGCACAUAAUGUUGGGCAUCAUGAGUCCAAGAGGGAAAGGAAUGUAACUUCACAUAAAGGACGCCCACACUCCCCAAACCAAGGUCCUGGUCUUCCAGUCGAGGCGCCUCCAUCGAAUAUGGAUACUAGAAAUGAGCAGCAGUCAAUCUCAGGGUUCCGUAAAAAUGGAAACCAAACUAACCGAUAUGGCAGAGGGCAUGAAUCUCGUGGUGAUUGGGGCUCAUCUGGUCAAGAAAUGAAGCAGCAUAACCCACCAGCAAACCGUGAGAGGCAGAGGCACAAUUCACAUUACGAGUACCAGCCAGUUGGACCCCAAAAUAAUAACAAUAAUAGUAGAGCAAAUAAUCCUGAAGGAAGAAGAGAGGGAUCUCAUGGCACAGGUGCAAGGUACAAGGAGAGGGGUCAGACGCACUCAAGGCGUGGUGGGGGAAACUUUCAUGGACGUCUAAGUGGCAUUGGUGGUUAUGAGUAGGGAGGAAGAAAUUGAGGGUAGGUAUGUUAUUUUGUUUUGGUGUAAACCGCAAUCUGCCAUGAACAACAAAUGGUUUGAUCCCCACAUAUUUUCAGGUAUUCACGAGUAGGCAGCAUUUUUGUGUUGUAAAAAACUAUUAAAUCUUGUCUAACUGAUAAUGGUAUAUCGAUUGGUCAGGGCUAGGAGAAAAACAGAUGGUGUCCCUAGGGAAAACAUGAUCGGAGGUGCUCAAAUGCAGUUUAUUUCAUUUGUAGUUUUCAACUGUUAUUUGGUUUGGUCACAGUUUGUAUACUGCGGAACCUUGGCCACAUUUGUUUGAGCCUUGUAUUUGAGUGAAGUAGCGAAGAAGUUUUAGUCCCCCA